Molecule: messenger RNA, 2770 nt
Organism: Eurypyga helias (sunbittern)
Lineage: Eukaryota; Metazoa; Chordata; Aves; Eurypygiformes; Eurypygidae
Gene: LRP5
Product: low density lipoprotein receptor-related protein 5
Exons: 13
Molecular function (GO): protein binding
Source: RefSeq, a predicted model, not a curated record
GUCAUAAACGUGGAUGGAACAAUGAGGAAAACCCUCCUAGAAGAUAAGCUUCCACAUAUAUUUGGAUUCACGCUGCUGGGAGAUUACAUCUACUGGACGGACUGGCAGAGGCGAAGCAUCGAAAGAGUUCACAAGGUCAAGGCUAGCAGAGAUAUCAUUAUCGAUCAGCUGCCGGAUUUGAUGGGCCUUAAAGCAACGAGUGUUAGCAAAGUGUUUGGAACCAAUUCCUGUGCAGAGAACAACGGCGGCUGCAGCCAUCUGUGUUUCUUUACACCCCAGGAGACCAGGUGUGCCUGUCCCAUCGGCCUUGAGCUGUUGAGUGACAUGAAGACUUGCAUCAUCCCUGAAGCCUUCUUAGUUUUCACAAGUAGAGCAGCAAUUCAUAGGAUUUCCCUUGAAACCAAUAAUAAUGAUGUUGCUAUUCCUCUUACUGGAGUCAAGGAAGCAUCUGCUCUGGAUUUUGAUGUCUCUGAUAACAGAAUCUAUUGGACUGAUGUUAGUUUGAAGACCAUAAGCCGAGCUUUCAUGAAUGGGAGCUCCGUCGAGCAUGUGAUUGAGUUUGGACUAGAUUAUCCAGAGGGAAUGGCUGUAGACUGGAUGGGAAAGAACCUCUACUGGGCAGAUACUGGAACCAAUCGCAUUGAAGUCGCCCGCCUGGAUGGACAGUAUAGGCAGGUCCUUGUGUGGAAGGACUUGGACAACCCAAGGUCUCUGGCUCUCGAUCCUACCAAAGGGUACAUGUACUGGACUGAAUGGGGAGGUAAACCACGGAUUGUUCGAGCGUAUAUGGACGGAACAAACAGCAUCACUUUGGUGGAUAAAGUGGGCCGUGCCAAUGACCUUACGAUCGAUUACGCGGACCAAAGGCUCUAUUGGACUGACUUAGACACCAGCAUGAUUGAGUCAUCAAAUAUGCUGGGACAAGAACGAGAAAUCAUAGCAGAUGAUCUACCUCAUCCAUUCGGAUUAACCCAGUACAGUGACUACAUCUACUGGACAGACUGGAAUCUUCACAGCAUAGAGAGAGCAGACAAGACCAGUGGGAAGAACAGGACACUUAUCCAGGGCCAUCUGGAUUUUGUGAUGGAUAUAUUGGUCUUCCAUUCUUCACGUCAGGAUGGCUUGAAUGACUGUGUACAAAAUAAUGGCCAUUGUGGUCACUUGUGCCUUGCCAUACCGAAUGGCUUUAGGUGUGGCUGUGCUGCUCAUUAUACCUUGGAUCCCAACAGCAGGAACUGUAGCUCCCCUGCCAGCUUCCUGUUGUUUAGCCAGAAAUCUGCAAUCAGCCGGAUGAUACCAGAUGAUCAGCAGAGUCCAGAUAUCAUCCUGCCUAUGCAUGGUCUGAGGAAUGUCAAGGCUAUCGAUUAUGAUCCCUUGGAUAAAUUGAUCUACUGGGUGGAUGGACGUCAGAAUAUUAUAAAGAGAGCCAAAGACGAUGGCACUCAGCCUUUCACGGUCAUGAGUACUCCAAACCAGAGCCAGAACCCAGAGAAGCAGCCACACGACCUCAGCAUCGAUAUAUACAGCCACACCUUGUACUGGACCUGUGAGGCCACAAAUUCAGUCAAUGUCCACCGGCUGAAUGGCGAGUCCAUUGGGAUGGUGCUGCGAGGGGACCACGACAGGCCCAGAGCCAUUGUGGUGAACGCAGAGCGAGGGUACAUGUACUUCACCAACAUGCAAGAGCGAGCGCCCAAGAUUGAGCGUGCAGCCCUCGAUGGCACAGAGAGAGAAGUGCUUUUUACGACUGGGUUGAUCCGACCAGUAGCACUGGUGGUUGACAACAAACUUGGGAAGCUUUUCUGGGUGGAUGCGGAUCUGAAGCGCAUCGAAAGCUGUGACUUGUCAGGUGCUAACCGUGUGACCCUGGAGGACUCCAACAUCCUUCAGCCGAUGGGACUGACUGUACUGGGAAAUCACCUGUAUUGGAUUGAUCGGCAGCAGCAGAUGAUUGAGAGAGUGGAGAAGAUGAACGGGUACAAAAGGACUAGAAUUCAAGGCCGGAUCGCUCACCUAACAGGCAUUCAUGCUGUGGAAGAGCUUGAUAUGGAGGAAUUCUCUGUGCACCCGUGCUCCCGCGACAAUGGUGGGUGUUCGCACAUCUGCAUUGCCAAGGGGGAUGGGACCCCGAGAUGUUCAUGCCCUGAGCACCUUGUGCUUCUGCAGAAUCUCCUGACGUGUGGAGAACCUCCAACGUGUUCCCCAGAUCAGUUUACCUGUGCAACUGGAGAGAUUGACUGUAUCCCAAUGGCUUGGCGGUGUGAUGGAUUUCCAGAGUGCGAUGACCAGAGUGACGAAGAUAGUUGCCCCAUAUGCUCUGCGUCCCAGUUCCAGUGUGAGAAAGGACAGUGUAUCGAUGCACACCUGCGCUGUAACGGAGAAAUUGACUGCCAAGAUAAAUCUGAUGAAGCAGAUUGUGAUACCAUCUGUCUGCCCAAUCAGUUCCGAUGUGCCAGCGGCCAGUGCAUCCUCCUGAAGCAGCAGUGCGACUCCUUUUCCGAUUGCAUUGACGGGUCUGAUGAGCUUCUGUGUGAAAAAGCAAAGCCAGUCCCAGAUGAGUCACAGCCACACAGUAGUGCCAUCGGUCCCGUUAUUGGUAUAAUACUGUCACUUUUUGUCAUGGGAGGAAUGUACUUUGUUUGCCAGCGAGUGGUGUGUCAGCGCUACGCCGGGCCCAACAGUCCGUUUCCACACGAGUAUGUCAGUGGCACCCCUCACGUCCCUCUGAAUUUUAUUGCUCCGGGAAGUUCUCAACAUGGUACUUUUACUG